This is a messenger RNA of Oikopleura dioica, 2895 nucleotides long. The record is from the annotation of a GenBank genome assembly. NCBI's taxonomy places the organism in Eukaryota, Metazoa, Chordata, Appendicularia, Copelata, Oikopleuridae.
AUGCGAAAGCUGAGCGACCUAAAAGUACAUGAACUCCACGAUGAACUAGCGAAGUUGGGCCUUUCAAAGAAAGGGAAAAAAGCCGAGCUUGUGGAGCGUCUUACCGAAUACAUCCGCGAGCAGGGCAGCGAUCCAGCGGAGGUAGACUUCGACGAGUCUGAUGCUUUGGCAAAUAUUGGAAAAGCAACUUCUCAAGCAGAGGAGGGGGAGGAUCAAAUCGAGGAGCAAGAGCAAGAGACGAGCGAAAAGGCAGCGGCAGAGGAUCAAACAGGCGAAGACACUUCUUCAAAUCCACCUACUGCUAGAAAAAGUGAUGAGGAAUCAAAGGCUGCAGCGGUAGAAGAGGAUGAAGAAGCGCAGGUGAUCCACCAAACCGACGAGCCACUGACUGCUGAGCAACGAGCGGAAUUGACUGCUACAAUUGAUAUGAAGAUCCCGUUGGCUGGCACGGCCGACGACCCGAUCGUGAUUAACUCCAGCCAAUCGUCACAAGAAUACGAUUCUCAAGACGAGCAGAAUUCACUCUCAACGACCAUCCAUGAGGAUGCCUCUGAGGAUGCUGCAGAAGCAACUGGCGAUGAUGCACCAUCUAUUGAAGAAAUGGAGACAAAUGAAAAAGAGGCGACUGAGAUAGAAAAAGAAACUGAAGAGUUGGCUCCCCAACUAACUGAGACCGAAUCUGUGGAGAAAAAGGAAGAUGCGGGUGAAUCUGAAAAGAUCCAAGAUGAAGCCAAGGAAGAUCAAGGCAUGGAAUUCCAACAAGAAACGGAGGAAAAAACCGAGGAUAAAGAAAAACUCGAGCAGAUAACUCAAUCUGGUAUCGAGAAAGCCGAAGACAAGCAGGCUGACCCGGGAACAGUGGUCCUCACAGGCUUCAGUGGAGAAGUCAUUCAUACUGGUGAACACUAUGUGCCCGUUUACGAAAAAACCGACACUGAUACCGAAGGGUUCAUAAGUGACUCUCAAGACGAAGACACAAACGAUUCGAUGAAUUCAUUUUCUGAAGACUUUUCUGGAGACGAGUUGUACAGCGGCGACGAUGAGCCUAUCCCAUUUUAUCCAUACACGCCUCCGUAUACCAACGACGGCAGCAACGAAGGCAGUAACGGCGGCAGCAACGGCGGCAGCAACGGCGGCAGCAACGGCGGCAACAACGGCGGCAACAACGAAUAUGACUCUGAAAGCGGCUGGGAAACGAUUUCCGACUCUGAUCCCAAUUCUCGAGGCAGCUCGGACGCUGACUCUGAGUCUGAUUCCAGCUCUGAAUCCGGAAGUUAUGAAUCAUCAAGUAGCGAAGAGGAGGUUUAUCAGAGAAUUAACUACAUCAAGGCUGAGGGCAUGGUACCAAUGCUUGAAUCUACGUCGAUUUAUUUUUAUCGAGAAGAACACAACUACAAACGGGCCUCUUAUAACGCUUGGACGAUGAUAGAGGAGGAGCUUGACAAACACGUAGUCUAUGCCGACCAAUUUACGCCGAAUGCUUCCGAAGAAGAAGACAGUGAAGAGGAAGAAAACGAGGGGGAAGAUAGUGAUGAAGAAGAUACUGACGGAGAAGGUUAUGAAAAAGAGGAUGCGAGUGAUCAAGAAGAAAUCAUAGUUAUAAGCGAUGAGGAUGAAGAGGAAUCUCACCCAGUGAGAGCUUCAGAAAAGGAAGACAAACAACAGCAAGCUGAUGAGGACAAGAGUAAGCAAGACGACUGUGAAAGCGACCACGAGGAAGAGGAGGAUGCUCAAGAGGAGAAAGUACACAUGGCCACAGAGGACAUCGUCCAUAUUUACUACUCGCCGGAGCAGAUCGAAGGACGCCGAAGGCGGGCCGCUCACCAAAGACGCUACAAAAACUGGUGCAUCAAAAAAGAGGCAGCGGCUCCAACAGAAGAAGCAGUUUUCGCAGUUCUCGAGGGUUUCAAUCCCAGCGAUUUCGUCUGCAAAGAAAUCGGCGAAAAGAACUACAAAAUCGAGGUCCGCGUUUCGAGCAAAUCCGCCUUCGUGACGAAGUUCAAAAAUGGCUGCACUGUCGGAGAUGAUACUGUAUCAGCUUCCGAUCCCAAGUACAAGGAACGGAAGAGAUCUCAUUCUUCCGAACCAAAUAAAAACGAGGAUAGCAAGAAAUCGAAACUGGAGGAAAAGCCGAAAACCACAGCCGAGCAGAUAGUAUCAAUUGAAGCGGACAUGAAGCGACGAGAAAAAACGAUCGAAGACGACCGAAAAGAGCUAGAAAAACUGAGAGACGCGGAGAAAAGAUCAAGGAGGGAUAUCGAGGAUUUCGGACGAGACAUUAAGCGCAUGAGGGACAAUGUGAACCGCGUGCGCGAUGAUUGUCGACGAAUGCGCGAUGAGCGCAAAAACUACGAACGAGACCUGGACAAGCUCAAGUCGCUGCUGAAGACGGAGCGGGAAUUGCUCGAAGACGACCGCCGUCAGCUGCGACGCGUCCAGGACGAUCUCAAGCGUGUCAAUGAAGAAAGAAGGACGACGAAAGAGCAGAGCGAGCGGGAGAAGCUCGAACUCGAGCGACGACAGUUGGCCGAGGAGAGAAGGCGCUUUGCUGAAGAGAGAGAACGAAUGGAAAGAGAAAGAAACAUGUACCGAAGCCGGAACAGAUCGCCAGUGCAAGAACGAAGAGUGGAACCGGUUUCUCGUGAAUCCAGAGCGCCGCGAGACCCUUACAGCUCCGCUCAAAAUUACUCGCGCUCGAACUCGACCCCACACCCAAAUCCUUACGACAGACCUCCACGAGCGAUGGUUGACUCGCGGGACCAGCGCCGCAAUGAGUACUCCCGCAGCCAGUCUUCGUCAGUCUCCAGCUAUCAGAACAGCCGCGCUCCAGAAUACCGCCCAGUUCCAUCUUAUCAAUCAGGCCCUGACAAUGGAUACGGAAAGCCCUCCUAUUAG